CUUGAUUCUAACAUUCUUCGCUCCUCUAUUUCUUUUUCUUCCAAAUACCUGUUUUGUAAUAUUCAUCAUGGGUGAAGCUGUGGAGUUCUUUCAUUCAAAUGGCUUCUGUAAAGUUCAUGAGGAAUCUGAUCCAAAUCACAUCAGUUCAUGGUUUGAAGAAGAGAUAGACGUUGAUCUCAAAUGGUCCUUUGCUUUAAAUAGAGUGCUGCAUAAAGGCACCAGCGAGUAUCAGGACAUCGUACUUUUGGAUACCAAGCGAUUUGGGAAGGUUUUGGUGAUUGACGGGAAGAUGCAAAGUGCAGAAGCGGAUGAGUUCAUAUAUCACGAAUGCUUAAUUCAUCCUGCUCUCUUAUGUCACCCUAACCCAGAAACUGUUUUCAUAAUGGGAGGUGGGGAGGGGUCUGCAGCAAGGGAAGCAUUCAAGCACAAAUCAAUAAAGAAAGUGGUCAUGUGUGAUAUCGAUCAGGAGGUUGUUGAUUUCUGCCGUGAAUAUCUGACGGCAAACCACAAGGCCUUCAGUAACAAGAAGCUUAAUCUAGUCAUUAAUGAUGCCAAGGCCGAAUUAGAGGAGAGGAAGGAGAAAUUCGACAUCAUAGUGGGAGAUCUAGCAGACCCUGUGGAAGGAGGGCCUUGCUACCAGCUGUACACAAAAUCCUUCUACGAGCACAUUCUCAAGCCAAAGCUCAGUGAAAGUGGCAUCUUUGUCACUCAGGCUGGACCAGCAGGAGUAUUCACCCAUCAAGAGGUCUUCUCAUCGAUUUACAACACAAUCAAGCAGGUCUUCAAGUAUGUGCUUGCAUACACAGCUCACGUGCCGUCUUUUGCAGAUACGUGGGGAUGGGUUAUGGCGUCGGACAAACCAUUUCUUAUUGAUGCUGAGAAGAUAGACAAAAAGAUUGAGGAUAGAAUUGACGGGGAGUUACUGUACUUGAACGGUGCCUCCCUCUUCUCCUCUACCAUCAUGAAUAAAAGUGUUUCUCAGACUCUGAAGAAUGAAACUCAUGUCUACACCGAGGAAGACGCAAGAUUCAUCCAUGGUCACGGCGUUGCUUUUCGCAAUUGAGGCGUUGGGCCUUGGAUUGGGGGAGCCGCUGUAUAGAAAAAUAGAAAGGAUGGGUCAAGAAGCAUGGAGAAGUGAUUAAGAGUUCAUCAUAGAAACUUCAAAAAUUGUUGGAAGAUUUCGCUUUUAGACAGUAUAUAAGCUAGGUUUCUUCUGUUUUAAAUAGGACUCGAGCUACUUUGGAAGUUCUGUGAAAUGCUGAAAAAUCAUGAAGCAUUCCUGCUUUAAGAAUUAAGUUAUGAAUUCGAAUUUUUUUUCCCCGGAAACAGAGGAUGACCAUGAUCACCCUAUUUGGACAAUGUGUGAAGCCAUGGUUGAACAGAUGAUUGACCAGUGUUAAUGCCGGCUACGAAUCAUCAACAUGAUUAAGAAGGCAACAAUCCAAGAGUUCCAGAU
Messenger RNA from Ilex paraguariensis (yerba mate), 1456 nucleotides. The record is from the annotation of a GenBank genome assembly. NCBI's taxonomy places the organism in Eukaryota, Viridiplantae, Streptophyta, Magnoliopsida, Aquifoliales, Aquifoliaceae.